Messenger RNA from Durusdinium trenchii, 1905 nucleotides. The record is from the annotation of a GenBank genome assembly. NCBI's taxonomy places the organism in Eukaryota, Dinophyceae, Suessiales, Symbiodiniaceae.
CGAGGCGGACUAGGACAACUGAACCUCCUUGCUGUGCCAUGGGAACUUCGUGCCAAGACGCGUGUUGCCAAAGUCUGUGGGAGCAUGAGGUUGUCAGUAUUCAGGCGGCGCCAGCCUAUCAGAAUGAACUUGAGGCGUUCAAAGAUGAAACCCAAGCGCCCGAUGAACCAGUGAAACCUGUUGCGGGGGAAGCUUCACCAGUUUCUGAGAAUGUCCUUGUAUCAUUUGGUGAUGAAGCAGAAGUUUGUCAUUGGGAGUCACCAGCAGAAGCCUCGAUUGCAAUCGGUGCAGCACAGACUGGAAGUGGUAGCGUCCAACCCUUGAAACUGGAAGUUGAAGAUACGAAGUUGCUUCGAGCUUCACUCUUGUCUUCUGUGCUGAGUCGAGUUGGGACUGAACUACGUGCCAACAGUCUAUCGCAAACAUUCACGGAGGAUCAGGCGACCUCCUUGUACCGCAAAUCCACAGAAGUGCAAAAGAUUGACUACUUCAUCAGCCAUUGCUGGCAAGACAGCCGUGUUGCCAAAGUUUUUGCCCUGUACAUCCACAGCAAUUUGUGGGCAGCGGUGAUUCUUUCCAUUUUGGUGGCGCUUGUGUCUUCUCUCCUAACUUACUGGCAAGUUCUACCGGUUGUGAAGGCAGACGGAAUGGACAUUUUUCAUUUCCCGUGGGCAUUCUUCUUGGGCUGUGCUUCGUUCUUCCUUGCUUUGUGCACGUGGCAUCAAAUACGCGAUCUAUCUGGCUUCAGGCGCCACUACUUCCUCGACAAGUUUUGUGUCCAUCAGAAAGAUGCGGACCUGAAGCGGAGGGGAGUGCGAGCUUUUGCUGGAUUUGUCGCAGCCUCGCAGCGGUUGCUGUUGCUGUGGAGCCCACGAUAUUUUACGCGGCUUUGGUGCACACUGGAGAUGGCUGCACUCGUGACGUCCAAAAAGGAAGAAGGAUCUUUGCCUGUGGACAUUAUUCCGCUGACUCUGGCCCAUGUCAGUGUGUCGGGUUGGAUGGUUGCAUUCAUUGUCGUUGGCACAACUCAGAUCAACAGAGUCAUCGGAAAUCCUCUACCAGAUGCUGCAAUCAUUUUUAUCUCCUGCUGGACAUCGACUUACUUUUUGACUGCUGUUUUAAGGCAGUAUUCACGAGAUCGCCAUGCCUUGGAGAAGCAACUGCAGGCAUUCUCCAUUCAUGAAGCAGAAUGCUCGUUGAAUCGCGACCGUGAGUGUGUCGAGAACAGUGUCCUGCAAUGGUUUGAGGAUGUUGACAGCUGCAAUCAGCAUGUUCGUCAAGCGGUACGCCAACAAGUACUCUCUGCUCUGGGUCCUGCGUCACACUAUUCCACUCGCCUGCUUGUGCCAAUGGUCCUUUUCUUUGCCUUCAACGAGGCAGACUACAUAGUUGGUGGUUACUACAUGGACAAUGCGCUCAGGAAGAUCGCGGCCUUUUUUGGGAUGUCCGCUAUUAUCUUGUCGUUGAUUCCUGUGGUGUAUCACCUGUCAUCUUGUUUCAAAAAGGAGCAUGGAAGGCUCGUGGAUAUGGUGAUCAACUUGCUGAUGUCUGGCAGCGUGACCACUUUCUGUGCGGGCACCUUUUUGAUUCGCUCAAUUGUAGUCAAUCCUGAUAUGCCAGUCUGGGUUGUUUUAAUCCCAGCUUUUGCCAUCGCAGCAGCAAUGUGGAUGCAGAGAGCUUCUUUCGAUUGUGCCAGACGAAGUCGACAAUCACUUUGACUCGCUGCAUAAUGACCCGAAUGUACAGUUUGCAUGCGCAGUUUCACGAGAAAUUCUAAUUGUCAAGACAUGCGCUUGUUGGGCGUGCGCAAAACAAACCGAUUCGGGUUUUGUAAGGAUCACGAUGUGCACAGGCUUGAGUGUGACGCAAGGCCAGUUUGGCUUGCAAGUGUACAAUGAAGAUCAG